Molecule: messenger RNA, 2314 nt
Organism: Melanotaenia boesemani (Boeseman's rainbowfish)
Lineage: Eukaryota; Metazoa; Chordata; Actinopteri; Atheriniformes; Melanotaeniidae
Gene: fbxl6
Product: F-box and leucine-rich repeat protein 6
Exons: 10
Coding region: 91-1773 (560 amino acids)
Biological process (GO): SCF-dependent proteasomal ubiquitin-dependent protein catabolic process
Cellular component (GO): SCF ubiquitin ligase complex
Molecular function (GO): protein binding
Source: RefSeq, a predicted model, not a curated record
GGAAGGCUUGUGUGGCUCUUUCCAGCCCCCCUUCCUGAACUUUUCAAAGAAAGAGUGUGCAGUUAUUUCCUGGAUUAGGUUGCAUCAGUGAUGGAGGCUUCAGAAGCUUCAGCCCAAAAUGAAAGAAAAGAGGGGGCUGCACCAUCAAGCCAAGGAGAAGACGGAUCAAAGUCCAGGAAGGCAUCUUUGAAAAGAACUGCAGAGGCAAAAGCAAAGAAAGCCAAAAAGGCCCGAGUCGCCAAACUCAACUACGUCGUCCAUCAAGGGGAAGAUAUGCUUCUUGUUAUAUCAGAUACUUCUUGCCACCAUGACGGUCCAGCCUGGAUUCUCGGAAAGAAGAAGGGAAGCCAAAAGAAGAAGGUCACAAAAGGAAUGAUGAAAUCCAGUCUGGAGAAGAAGAAAAAAAAGAUUGUCCGUCCCAAACCGAAACUGGAAAAUAAACCGGAUAAGGGGAAAGAAGAGGAGAUACAGGUAUCCAUUCGUCAGCAGGAAGCUGAUCAGAGAUGGGGCCAAAACCUGCCGGAGGAGGUCUUGAUCAACAUUUUUCAGAUGGUGGUUGAUCAAGACGGUGCUGUGCCGUUUCUGUGCAGAGUGGGCCGAGUUUGUCGUCUGUGGAACGUUGCUGCCUCCAGUCCAGUCCUGUGGCGCAGGGUGACUGUGGGCCACUGCUGGAUCACACCGGACAAGAAUCAGCUGCCUAAAACUGAGACCAAGGUCAAGAACACCGUUACCUGGCUGGCUCAGAACAGAUUCUCUCAGCUGCGAGACUUUUCUCUCUGUCACUGGAAGAAGAACGUUAAUUUCACGUUGGAGGUCGUUUCGCAGUUCUGCCCUCAUCUGAGCUCCAUCAAGCUGUCGUACUGCACAGGGCUGACGGCGAGGGCUUUCCACAGCCUCGGCCUGCACAGCCGCGCCCUGCACACCAUCAACCUCCAGUAUUCAGAGUUUCAGGUCGAAGGAUUCCUGGAGUACCUUGAACAUCAUGGGAGCCAGAUCAAGCAAAUCUUGUUCUCUCACGGACCAAAGAAUGACAAACUGCUGACAGCUAUUGUUAAGGGGUGGUGUCCCCAUUUGGAGUUGUUGGAGAUCAACACGAAGCUUGACAGCAAAGACUGUGAGCUUCCUGUUAGCAUCACGGCGCUGCAGGCGGUCUGUCCUAAACUCAAGACCUUCCGGAUGCUGAAUGUCAGACCUCGGCCUAAAACUGGGCGAAAACUGGUCAGCGCAGAGUCGGGCUUCCCGUUGCUGGAGGAGUUUUGUAUCGCAUCCGCAUCGUAUUCCUACCUGAACGACAAAGACCUGAUGGACAUCCUCUUCGGCUCCACCAAACUGCGAGUGCUGGACCUACGGGGCUGUUCGCGAAUCACGUCCGCCGGCCUUGCAGCACUGCCCUGUCCUGACCUGGAGUGUCUGUUCUGGGGACAGUAUUACAACAGCUUUAUGGUGACGUCAUUCCCCAAGACGGGUCUUCCCCUGGUCACCCAGAAGUGGGCUCAGACGCUGCAGCAGCUUGACAUUGCAAACCAACUCUUCACCGAGGAGGACUUGGCGUUAGGGAUGAGUUUUCUCGCUCAAGAGGCUGAGGCGGACACGCUGCGCUCCCUCAACCUCAGCGGGACCAGGAUCACGCCACGUGCCCUCAGAUCAGUUGUUGAACAACAGACUGCUCUGGACUACCUCAACCUUUCGUCCUGCCGCUAUCUUCCAAGAGGAGUUAAAAAAAUAUACCGCAGCCAAGAAGAAAUCCGCCAGCUGCUGGACAAGCUGGAAUAAGUCUUAGUUUUAUUCCAGAAAUCACGCACAAGAGUGGACAUGCCUGUCUUGAUGAUAGUUAUAUCAAUCUGGAGAUUUUAUCCUCAGGUUAUUUUCCAAAUGUUUUGCAAGUUAAACAGCUGAGACUUCAUCAAGUUCCGCUUCUUGGUGGACAGAAAAUAAUUGUUUUGAAAUUCAGUGAUAAAUCCUGUUGCUUUUAUGGCAUCAAACUUUAAUUUUCAAACGUGUCAGUAAUUUUGUUCAUAUUAACUGACACUACCUUCCAUCUUUAGAUAAUCUUAUACAAAAGUUGAGUAAUAUUUGAAUACAUUAGGAUUUUCUUUUGUAUAAUUUAUUCUCUUUCUGUAUUUUUAUUUAUUUUUUUUACUGCGAGGCAACAAAAAAUGUCAAUAAUUCUUUUAAAGGAGAUAAUGUUCAAAACUUGACAUUGAAGGUUCCCAAAGUCUUUUUUUUCCCACCAGCAGGUGCUCUAGAUCAGUGGUUCCCAACCUGGUGUCUGGGACCCUAGACUCAAAAAGUUGUGCAACUCUUUCGCUUUUGA